This is a messenger RNA of Marasmius oreades (fairy-ring Marasmius), 1005 nucleotides long. RefSeq lists its product as uncharacterized. The coding region runs from base 1 to 1005 and encodes 334 amino acids. The transcript is spliced from 6 exons. Gene Ontology annotation, biological process: glucan catabolic process. Gene Ontology annotation, molecular function: hydrolase activity, hydrolyzing O-glycosyl compounds. Lineage: Eukaryota; Fungi; Basidiomycota; Agaricomycetes; Agaricales; Marasmiaceae. The record is from RefSeq and is a predicted model, not a curated record.
AUGCAGCCUACUACCUCUGCUUUCUUCCUACUCGCAUUUACCACGGCGAGUCUCAACGCAGGACGCGUACCUCUACCCAUAGUCAAUACCCUCCAGAGUCGUGCGACGUACACCCUUCAAGAUAAUUACCAAGGGGAAGAUUUCUUCAACAAAUUCGACUUCUUCUCCGACCCUGAUCCCACACAAGGUCUCGUAGACUACCAAACCAAAACCAACGCGAUCUCGAAAGGCCUCGCGUUCGUUCAAGAAAACGGUGUCACUGUUCUCGCUGUCGAUAACAAAACUACAAUUGCUAGCGGUGCGAAACGGGCUUCUGUCCGCAUUGAAUCACAGAAACUGUAUGGGGAGGGUCUGUUCAUUGCUGAUUUUGAAGCUAUGCCGUUCGGCUGUAGUACUUGGCCCGCAUGGUGGUCUUAUUCAUCCAAUGAAUAUCCUGAAGGAGGCGAAAUCGACGUAAUCGAAGGCGUCCACAACCAGCCCUACAACGACCUAACCUUCUGGCGAGCCGGCGGAAGUUCCUGCACCUUCCCUCCUUCCUCUCUUUCCGGUGCCAAAGGCACAGUCAUCGAUCAAUCCAAAUGUUCCGAUACCACCGCCGACCAAAUGUCUUGUGGCUUCCAAGACGAAUCGCCCGGCGUCUUCGGUGCUGGGUUUAACAAGGCCGGAGGAGGUGUAUACGCUCAUCUCAUCAACGGCGAAGGGAUCUUUAUCUGGUUUUUCCCUAGGGGCGCUGUACCUAGUGAUAUAACGUCCAAGAACCCCAACCCGAGUACGUGGGGUGCCCCAGUUGCGCAGUGGAAGUCGGAUAGGUGUGAUAUUGUGGAACAUGUGAGGGGGCAUAAGUUGACGAUUAAUGUUACGCUUUGUGGGUCUUGGGCGGGUGAUCCGGAUGUUUGGAGAGACUCUGGGUGUUCGGGGAGUUGUCCGGGUACUGUGGCGGACCCGAAGAAUUUUGACAAUGCGCGAUGGAAGGUUAGGUCGAUUUCGGUGUAUCAAGAGGCAUGA